GCGAGCCCUGCUGUGAAUGAAAAAAACUACAACCACAGCUGUGGGAGUGCACAGAGUCAUGGGUAUCGGGGUCUACCAUAUGCUAUGCAACAGUCUUCCGUUGUGUGUUGUCAGGAUCACAACUAUGGCGCGCCCCCUCCCCCUACCCCACCCGCCUCCCCGCUCUCCCAAACCAUCAUUCCCCGCAUGGAUCUCAACGGCGUGGUACGCGGCUCCCGCUACCACGACGCCAUCGAGGACAACUCAGCGGACAGCGACAGCUCGUCAGAGGAGGAGGGGGCUGUGGCCAGCUGGUGUCACUGCAGCCUGACGCCCGACGGCCUGCUCAUCAAGUGUGACAACUGCAGUGGCAGGGGACUCGACAGGAGGAAAGGAGCAGACGGCCAACACAGAAAAACUGAGAAUGUCUCAGCUGGUGAGAGCAGUGCUACUGAGAGUGGGGACGAAGAGGUGUCGCCCUCCACCGUCUCUUACACCGCCACCCAGCAUACGCCCACCAGCAUCAAACUCACUGUCAACCGGGUCAAAAGGAGCAAAUCCAAAAAAAGGAAGAAGAGCACAGAGAAGGCGCAUGGAACGCCAAAGGGCAAAAAAGUCAAGGCUUUCAGAGAGGGCUCCAGGAAGUCCAUGAGGAUGAAGAACUCCACGACGGAGGCCAGUGUGCUGGAUGAGAACACAGCAGAGGGCUGGGAGAGCAGGAUCCGCCAGUGGACGGACCAGUACGAGGAGGCUCUGAUCAACCAGUACAGCGCUGACGUGCAGACGCUGCUGGAGCUGCACCGCGCCGCCAGCAACACCGUGUCUAAGGCGGAGAGCGGCAGCGCCACCCCCCCCUGCACCACACAGCUCCAUGCCUCAGGCGAUGCGAUGGACACCAUCAACCGCACAGAGCUGGCCUGCAACAACACCGUGCUGGGCUCACAGAUGCAGCUCCAGUUGGGGCGGGUAACUCGGGUACAGAAACACAGGAAGAUCCUCCGCGCAGCCAAGCACCUGGAGCCAGACACACUCAUCAUUGAAUAUCGGGGGAAGGUCAUGCUCAAACAGCAGUUUGAAGUCAACGGGCAAUUCUUCAGAAAACCCUACCCGUUUGUGCUCUUCUACUCAAAGUUUGAUGGUGCGGAGAUGUGUGUUGAUGCAAGGACCUUUGGGAAUGACGCCCGCUUCAUCAGAAGGUCCUGCACACCCAACGCUGAGGUCCGGCAUAUGAUUGCUGACGGCAUGAUCCAUCUGUGUAUCUACGCUGUCAGUCACAUCACAAAGGACGCUGAGGUCACCAUUGGAUUUGAUUACGACUUUAACAGCUGUAAUUACAAAGUGGACUGUGCCUGCCAUAAGGGCAACCAGAACUGCCCGGUGCAGAAGCACAACCUGAGCCCAAGGGAGAACUUGCUCAGCAGCCCCUCCCUGCCUCCCCCCACCCCUCUGGUUGGAGCUGAGACCCGACGGAGAAAAGCCCGGAGGAGAGAGAUAGAGAGCUGCGUCUCUGGUGACAGCAACCAGAACCUGGACCAGCACCAGGAGGCCAAAGACCUGCAGGGGACCAGCGACACAGAGGAGAGACUGCAGGAUGAGCUGAAGGUGGAGGAGGGAGAGGUGGAUGAAAAUGGGGCUGCCAUCUCCAAUAAAAGAACGUGUCACAGUGUGGAGAGGAGGCGUAAGAGAGUGGGAGGAGCAGAGGUGAAGGAGGAGGGUGGGGAAAGUGAGGACGGGGCAGGAAACCCUGCUGGGAACACUCCUCUCCCUCCCAACACUGGAGUGGGGGUCAGCACACGACGCACCUCCUAUGUCAUGGAAGUGCCAUCUAUAGAAGAAAAGACCUCAUCACCCACCCUGCCAGCUCCCCCCGCCCCCCCUAAACCUGCACGACCCAACAAGCCUCGGCCCAAAAGUCGGAUCUCUCGCUACCGGUCCAGUUCCUCCCAGCGUGCCCGGCGGCAGCGCCAGGCUAACGCCCAGCUAGCAGCAGCAGCUGCUGCAGCGGCCGCAGCCAUGGCAGCGACGCCGGCCUCCGCUGACCAGGGAGCCUCUCUGGACGACGAGGCCUCUCAGGGCCCGUACGGGGCUGAGCACGUCCACGGAGAGAGCGGGCUGCAUCUACUCGAUGGAGACAGUCUGAACUGCAUCAAUAGAGGCAAUCUGCGCUACCCCAAGACCAAGAAGUACCUGGUGACUGAGUGGUUGAAUGAUAAGGUCCCCGGAGCAGAGAAGGUCCACCAAGACGUGCCUGUCGAGCGCCCGCUGCGGAUCACCACUGACCCCACGGUGCUGGCCACCACCCUCAACAUGCUGCCCGGCCUCUCCCACUCAUCGCUCAUCUGCACCGCCCCAAGACACUACGUCCGCUUCGGCUCCCCCUUCAACCCCGAGAGGCGCCGACCCCGCCCUCUCCAGAUGGACGGCACUUAUGGCUGCUACAAGAAGAGGUGGAUAAAGCAGGUGGAGGAUGAGAGCUGCUCAGCCAGUGUGGAGGACGGUACUGAGUCCACUUCCUCCCAGCAAAGCACCAGUAGCAGAUCCACCCCUAACCCCCUGUCCGGCGAUGUCAACGCACCGUUUAAGAAGCGCCGCUCCAAGUUCAUGGCAGAGAGGACACCCGCCCCCUCGGACCACCUGCUCCGCCCGCUGUCCCCCAUCUCUCCCCCGCUCCCAGAGGACUCCCUCCACUCGCAGCUCCUCACCCCCUGUGGCUCCCUGCUCCCUAACGGCCUGGCCUUCUCCCCCAUGCCCUCCCUGCCCGCCAGCCGCUGCAACACACCCCUGCAGUUUGAAAACAUAUCUUCCCCUGAGGCCUCUCCUGUUUACCGGCCCGAGUCCAUCUCUCCUGAGCCGUGUCUCCAGACAGACUUUGACCUCGCUCGGCCUCAGUUCCCGGACCUGUCCCUCCCCUCCAGCCUGGAGAGCCCUGUGGCUGUGACCUCCGAUGACUUUUCCCUUCCUGGAGGCCCUUCAGAUUCGCAGGGCCAAUCAUCUGUAGGGGCCUGUUCCCUGAAUCCUGCGUCCUGUCCCUCAGACCUUACCUCACAACAAAACAGGGAGCAGGCCUUCAGGACAGAGUUCAACCUCAUAUACACCUGCUCGCCCCUCAACGCAAACCUGGGGAACCCCGUGGCCCCCGAGCGCCACCUCUCCCAGUCAGAGGGAGGCUUUUCCCCGGCAGAGUCCUUCCACAGCUCUAUCAGCGGCCAGGGGCUGCUGGGAGACGCAGGCCCCGGCUCCAUGUCCCCCUACGGCGAGUCUCACUACGGGGGGGGCUACCCGGACAGUGGAACGCCUCCUCACACCAGCAACCCACCACAAAAGAAGAAGAGGGCCAACCAGCAUACCAUUAGUCUGCUGACAGGGAAGCCAGAUUACCAGGCUAUAGCUGUAAGAAGUGAAUACAAGCCAGUACAAAAUAUGGUGUCUCUGCUGGAGUACCGUAAGAGGAAGCAGGGCAGCGGCCGUGACUCGGAGCCCGCCGGCAGCAGCUCGUCUCUGGGUGGGACCCCAACCCGCCCCGGCCUCCACUACAGCCAGGAUCCCCCUCAUCCCCAUCACCAGCACCUGCAGCCCUCCCCACACAGCUCCUUCUCAGCCCACUCCUCUGCCCCGCAGAUGGAGGAACUCAGUCCUCCAGACCAGCAGGGCUCGUCACGCCCCCCCCGACACCGGGACAACAACAACCAGUGGAUGGUGCCCACUGAUGUAGAGCGUCUGAGGGAGGGUCAGGGCGUUCUGGAGCGAGUGCUGCGCAGCAUUAAGAUGGAGCGCGGCUACAAGAGGAGUGAAGGCUCCUCAGAAAAGGAAUCUGAUGCAGAUCGAUAUGAGGUGGGGGCAGUGUCUCCCAUGACGAGCCCCCACAGAAACAGCCCCUCUGUGUACUCUCAGCAGGUAUGAACAUUCAAUCAGUGGGGCAAGCAUCCACACAAUAAGAUUAUAAUAGAAGCAGUUAAAUGUAAAUAUGGAAUUAAUAAGCAUUUUCUGACUUAUAUAUUUACAUAAACUCAUGUGUUUAUUAAUGUUUUAUUAUUAUUUAUUUAUUGUACACAGCUUGUGUUUCGUUCAGUUAGAAGACACACCGUUACCUGCUGGUACGGUCUUGAGUUGUCCAAUAGCAUUCAUAUAUUAAGUAACAAUGGGACUAUUUCUCAUCAUUCCCUCGUUUACCAGCAUUGCAUGCACCAGUGUUCCUCAGAGUGUGUGUGUGUGUGUGUGUGUGUGUGUGUGUGUGUGUGUG
Notothenia coriiceps (black rockcod) is the source of this 4219-nucleotide messenger RNA. It is a transcript of the gene setd5, whose product is annotated as SET domain containing 5. Gene Ontology annotation, biological process: regulation of DNA-templated transcription. Gene Ontology annotation, cellular component: Rpd3L-Expanded complex; Set3 complex. Bases 85 to 3879 code for a protein of 1264 amino acids. The record is from RefSeq and is a predicted model, not a curated record. The transcript has 22 exons. Lineage: Eukaryota; Metazoa; Chordata; Actinopteri; Perciformes; Nototheniidae.